Adineta ricciae is the source of this 708-nucleotide messenger RNA. Lineage: Eukaryota; Metazoa; Rotifera; Eurotatoria; Adinetida; Adinetidae. The record is from the annotation of a GenBank genome assembly.
AUGACAAAGCAAAUUAUUAUCUAUGGAGGUCGUGGAGCAUUGGGUGAUUGUUUAGUUCGUUAUUUUAGAAGUAAAGAUUUCAAAGUAACUUCGAUUGAUUUGAAACAAAACGAACAAGCUGAUGUUAAUGUCACUCUGGCUGAUGUUCAAGAUUUGGAAAAGCAAGCUGAGUUCAUUAAAGAAAAACUUCAAUCAUCAUUGAAUGGCGAGCCUGUUGAAGCUAUUUUGAAUGUUGCCGGUGGCUGGGCUGGAGGCAAUGCUGGUGAUAAGGAUUUCAUCAAGAACUCGGAUCUAAUGUUCAAACAAAGUGUUCAUUCAUCAUUAAUAGCGGCAUCAUUAGCUAGUACAUUUCUCAAGGAAAGCGGGUUAUUAGUUCUGACUGGUGCUGCCGCCGCUCUUGAUGCCACACCAGGUAUGAUUGGAUAUGGUGCGGCUAAAGCAGCGACAAUUCACAUUGGUAGAAGUCUUGCGGCAUCUGACAGUGGCAUGCCAAAAAGCUCAUCCGUACUUACCAUUGCACCAAUUACAUUAGACACGCCGAUGAAUCGAAAAUGGAUGCCAAAAGCUGAUACUAGCACAUGGACACCGUUAGAGUAUAUUGCUGAAUUAUUCCAUAAAUGGAUCAAUGAUCCAUCAUCACGUCCAACGAACGGUUCUGUUGUUAAACUAACAACUAAAGGUGGCAAUACAGAAUUAAGCUAUCAUUGA